AGGGAGAUGGUGCUAGCAUGACUUCAGAUAUUUACCUUGAGCCCAUAGACUACCUUCAGAGUCAUUUACAGAAUAAAAACCCAACAGUUUCAUUUAACAGUGUAAUGAAUAAUAUUUUUAUCAUAUCAACUUUGAUAUACUUUCUGUAACAGCUUUCUGGUAUUCUUAUAAUACAUGCAUGAUACAUGUCGGUGUGAAAAAGCUGUGUAUGUCAGCAGCUGUGAUCCCUUCACUCUUCCACAGUUACCCUGCUGAGGUGAAAUGAUUCUGUGUUUACACGCCACAGGACAACAAAACAUUCCGUAGGUCCAGUCGUUUGCUUGGGCUUAUUGUCCCUCCCGGCCACCCUAUCCUGAGCUGUCCCGUGACCGAUGCUGGCCAAUCACAGCUGAGACUGAAAAGGUACAACAGCAAAACAAAUGCAUUAAAAACGAAACGGGCUGCUUGUAUUCAAUUUGACUGUCCUGUCAGUCUGAACUGCCUGGUCCAUCUGAAGAUUGCGAUGGAUGCUGUACCAUGCUAGGACCAUGUUCAAAAAUGUUUUUGGCUCAGGGUUUCUGGUAAGAACAGCUCAUGUGAUUCUGACAUGGGUCAUAACGUUGAUACUCUUCCUGCAUGACACAGAGCUGAGGAAGCAGGAGGAGACGGGCCAGCUCGUCCAGCCUGUGCUCUUCGUCUUGCUGGUGCUGGUGUCGGUUUUGCUCUACUUCGCGGUUUCGCUGAUGGACCCAGGCUUCAUCUUGUCUGAUGACAGCGAUUUGCAGUUCACGCUGGGAGUGACUGAGGAGCAGCAGGACAUGAUCCCACCCACCACCAAGUCCCUGCGACAGCGUCGCUGUGGCCACUGUCUGCUGCAGCAGCCAAUGAGAUCAAAGCACUGCCUGACGUGUCAGCACUGUGUCAGGCGUUACGACCAUCACUGCCCCUGGAUUGAGAACUGUGUAGGUGAGAGGAACCACCGCUGGUUUGUGCUUUACCUGGCCGUCCAGCUGCUGGUGCUGCUGUGGGGGCUGCACAUUGCCUGGACGGGUUUCAGUUACGCGCCCACCUGGCAGCUGUGGCUGCGUACCAACGGCAUGCUGCUGGCCGUGGCUGUGCUGGUGGCCCUGCUCCUGCUGAUUGUGCUGCUCCUGCUCGGCUCCCACCUGUACCUGGUCUCCCUCAACACCACCACUUGGGAGUUCAUGUCGCGCCACCGCAUCUCCUACCUCAAACACUGCGGCGCUGAUGAAAACCCCUUCGACCGCGGCACCUUCCACAACCUUUGGGGUUUCUUCUGCGUGUGGGGCACAGUCGUGUGGGAGCAGGUAUACUUCAGGGAAGGCAGCGACCAAGUCUAGGAACACAUGACAAGCAUUAACAGGCUGGAUUGCUCUCAUGAACGACUUCUCGGGAUUUGACCACAAAGUUGGAGAUAAACUAUCCUUGUGUGCAGUUUACCUUUUAUAGAGGCACCUGUGUUGCGCCAUAGCUCUGCUACACUUCCAUUCUUGAACAUCUGUUCUGAAGUCUGUUCCUUACUCGUGUUAUCUUAUGUUGUUGCAGUCCACAUUUCCUGUUUUUUUCCUCCUCUCCACAAGUCGCUGUCAAGACUAAAACUGUGUUGUGUGCCGCCAAAUAAGGUACCUACUAGUUACUAUCUCUAUGCGGUCAACAGGUUACCAGCACUACAGCCCUUGUUCUAACAGUUGUUUACAAGUGUACAUUUCCCUAAGACAGGCAGUUAUCCACAUUGUCUGCAGGCACUUUACCAUCUGAUGUUGAGGUUCUGAGUGAAGCUAGUUAUAAAGCCCUGCUGACUCAAGCUGAGUCUUUGUUUCUACACCCACAUCACACUUGACCCCCACUGAAUCAUUUAUGUGGGUAGUAAUUCCAGAGUUGUUCUGGUCUCAACAUGACCUGUGGUAAACCUGACUGAUGGACUGUUAAUUAACUCUGGAGAUUACUGUUAUUAAUGUCAACUAUUGCAUAAACAUUUAUUUAACUAUGUACUUGUUUUAGAUGCAUGUGUAGACAGUCCAGAUCUGUGGUUGCUCUGGUUUCUCUGUUCACUCACUGGAGUCAGAUCCUGAAGUUGGAGAAUUUAAAAAAGAAAUGGUACACUAGUUUUUAGUGUAGAAACUUUCAUUCUAUUCUUGUUCUGUAUGAUAAAUUGCUGUAAUUGCGUCCUAUUUCUUCUGCACAGAGGUUUCACAGGGUCCACUUGCUUCAGCAGCUUUUGUUUGUUAGUUGAAGUGAGAUAAUGAUGAAUUACAAUCAAUUUUCAUUGCAAAUAUUGAACUAUGAAUAUUUUGAAUUAUGAUGGUCUGAAAAACUGUACUGUAUUGUUCCUAGUAUUUAAUCCAAUCCAAUCAUGAUGUACAGGAUGCUUUGACUUUCAAUGGACAGCGUUUCAAGCCAUUUUAUAUUGUAUAUCAUUUUUAAACUAUUUUGAACCUGAAAAUGUCUUUAGAUUUUUGUACGACUGUUUGAUUCGAGUAACUGAAGAAUACUGUGGAACAAUAGCUAAGAGAGCUCUGAGUGCAAUACGCUGUUUGGUUUUUCCUUUUGAGCUUUUCCUCGUGCAAUAGCAACCUUGUAAGACAGCAAUAAAUGUGGUGAUGAAUUAAACGUACAGCAGUGGUGUUGCAGAUUGCCUCCAGUCGGACGGAGUCAGUGAAAGCUCUGGUUUAUAUGAAUUAACAUUUAAUUCAUGUUGUGUACUUCUGAAUUAUAUGCAAUAUUGUCAUGCAAUGUUUUUUACUACUUUGAAAUGACUGUAUACGUCAAUAAAUUAGUAAUAAGUU
Molecule: messenger RNA, 2786 nt
Organism: Micropterus dolomieu (smallmouth bass)
Lineage: Eukaryota; Metazoa; Chordata; Actinopteri; Centrarchiformes; Centrarchidae
Gene: zdhhc12b
Product: zinc finger DHHC-type palmitoyltransferase 12b
Exons: 6
Coding region: 507-1340 (277 amino acids)
Biological process (GO): protein targeting to membrane; peptidyl-L-cysteine S-palmitoylation
Cellular component (GO): Golgi apparatus; endoplasmic reticulum
Molecular function (GO): protein-cysteine S-palmitoyltransferase activity
Source: RefSeq, a predicted model, not a curated record